GUUUAGUUUUGUCUUACUACCAAAGCCGUAGCCCACUUCCGCAAAUGUCGAAUAAGGCAGCAUUGCUUAUUGCCGCGAAGGCCCGCCCGUUGGUCAUCGAGAACGUGCCACUGAUGAAGCCUGAAAAAAAUCAGAUAUUGAUUAAGAGUGCUGCGGUAGCGAUCAAUCCAGUAGAUUGGAUGGUUCAAGAUAUGGGCAUCAUCAUUCAAAGCUACCCAAUAGUCCUGGGUGAAGACGUCGCAGGUGAGGUCGUAGAAGUUGGGGAAGAGGUCUCCCGAUUCAAACCUGGAGAUCGAGUGAUUGCGCACUGCAUUUAUCUUGUCAGCAGUAAGGUUGAACAUGGUGCAUUCCAGCACUACACCAUCGCUGUUGCCGAUCUGGCAGCAAAGCUCCCAAGUUGGAUUCCUUUCGAAGAAGGAGCAGUGCUUCCUUUGGCAAUUUCUACCGCGGCAUCUGGUCUUUACACCAAAAACUUCUUACACUUGUCGUACCCAAGCACCGACUCCAGACCGACGGGGAGAAGCAUUCUCGUAUAUGGCGCAUCAUCCUCUGUUGGUGCAGUUACGAUUCAGCUAGCUAUCGCAUCUGGUCUUCAAGUGGUGGCCACCGCUUCCAGCCACCACCAUGAGUGGAUCAGAUCUCUAGGUGUCUUCAUGGUUUUGGACUACAAGGACACUGAAAUCGUUGAGAAAUUGAUCAGCGCAUUGAAGUCUGCAGGCGAGCCAGUGGGCGCGUAUGAUGCGAUAGGUCUUCCUUCCACACGGCAUAUUUGCGCUACAGUGCUGGAGCAGUUUGGCGGCGGUUUUAUUGCGUCGACGCUAGGCAUGGAAAAUGACGAACGGCUACCUGAAAAUGUUAACGCCGGUUACUGUUUCGCUCCAGCAAUCUACACCAAGGAGCCAGAGAUCGCGAAAGCCGUUUGGGGAGAGUACGUCCCCAAAGCGUUAGAGAAUGGCUCGUUGAAGUGCAAGCCAGAUCCCCUUGUCAUGGGCUCUGGCUUAGAAAGCAUACAGGCAGCAUUGGACAAACACAAAGAAGGCGUCUCUGGGCGAAAAGUUGUCGUGAGCUUGUGACCGACUCGUUGGAAAUCACUAUUUGAGAGCUAGAACUUUGUUUCUUAUUAGUCGAGGUCCGAGUUUAUCGUGUGAAAAGAGCUACAUAUAAAAGCGUGCCCUGUUUACUGCAAUUUUUAUUUCUGAUCCACACA
This is a messenger RNA of Verruconis gallopava, 1207 nucleotides long. RefSeq lists its product as uncharacterized. The transcript is spliced from 4 exons. The record is from RefSeq and is a predicted model, not a curated record. Gene Ontology annotation, molecular function: oxidoreductase activity, acting on NAD(P)H. NCBI's taxonomy places the organism in Eukaryota, Fungi, Ascomycota, Dothideomycetes, Venturiales, Sympoventuriaceae. Bases 45 to 1073 code for a protein of 342 amino acids.